AUCCAUUUUUUGCGUGUAUGCGCUUCCAACGAUUAUUCGCCGUCCUAUUACUACCCCUUGUGGCAGUUUUCGCCGAGGAGAAAGCUUCUGUCGGUAGCACCCAGGACCUCGCCGCUGAGUACGAAGACCAUGCCGAGAAGCAUGAGUUCCAAGCUGAAGUGAGCAGGUUGAUGGACAUCAUCAUAAAUUCUCUUUACACCCAUAAAGAGGUUUUCCUCCGCGAGCUCAUCUCCAACGCCAACGAUGCUCUCGAGAAGGCGAGGUACAACAGUCUUCAAGACCCCGAUUAUUUGAAGGAGAAACCCGAGUUGGAUAUCAAGAUCGACUACGAUGAGAACGCCAACACGUUGACUAUCACCGAUUCGGGUGUUGGUAUGACUAAGGCCGACCUCAUUAACAAUCUCGGUACUGUUGCCAAGUCCGGUACCAGCAACUUCCUCGAGGCCAUGGCCGAGGGUGGUUCGGACGCCAAUCUGAUUGGGCAAUUCGGUGUUGGUUUUUACUCGGCUUUCCUUGUCGCGGAUAAGGUUUCUGUCGCGUCUAAGAAUAACGACGACCCCGAGCAGCACAUCUGGGAGUCUAGUGCAGACGCUAGUUUUUCUGUGGGCCCUGAUCCACGUGGUGACACUCUAGGCCGUGGAACUGAGAUUACGCUUCACCUCAAGGAAGAUGCCCACGAGUAUCUCGAGGAGAGCCGCCUGAAGGACCUUGCCACGAAGUACUCCCAGUUCGUUCCUUACUCCAUCUCGUUGAAGACCAAAAAGGAGGUUGAAGCCGAUCUCGAUGAGGACGAGGAAGAGUCUGAUGAAUCCCAGAAGGAGGACUCUGACGUCGAGGUUAAGGAGGAAGAUGAGAGCGAGGAAGAGGAUAAGGAGAAGGAAAAGACUAGGAAGAAGCAGACUGUGUACGACUACGAGCAGGUUAAUACUCAGAAGGCGCUCUGGCUGAGAAACAAGGAGGAUAUUACGGACGAAGACUAUGAGCAGUUCUAUAUGGCGAUCGCUAAGGACCAUGCGGGGCCACUGGCCUAUACGCACUUUAGUGCUGAAGGAGAGAUCGAAUUCAAGGCUAUUCUAUUUGUUCCUAAGAGGACUCCUUACAACUUCAUGCAGAACUACUGGGAGAAGAAGUCUGAGAUCAAGCUAUACGUGCGCCGUGUUUUGGUUGCUGAUAAGUUCGACGAACUUCUUCCUCGUUACCUCAAUUUCAUCACAGGUGUUGUUGAUUCUGAUGAUCUUCCUCUCAACGUGUCGCGUGAGCAGCUCCAACAGAACAAGAUUUUAAAGGUCAUCUCGAAGAAGCUAGUACGGAAGGUUUUGGAGAUGAUCAAGAAGUUGGCUAUGGCUAAGGUUGACGAGGCCGCUGAGACGGAGGAGAAAGAUAAAUCUUCGAAGGACAAGGAGACCGACUGGGGUGAGGCAAGCAGUAAGCGAGCAUGCCAGUCAGGUGUGAUUCACUUAGAUAAGUUCUAUUCGUCAUUCGCGGAUAACCUCAAGCUGGGCUGCUUCGAAGAUGACGCUAACCGAUCGAAGAUUGCGAAGUUGUUGCGUUUCAGGACGACCAAAAGUGGCGAUAAGUCCAUCUCCCUGGACAAGUAUAUUGAAAAUAUGGACGAGAACCAGGACUCGAUCUAUUACAUGAGUGGCGAUUCUAUCGACGUUAUGGUGAAGAAUCCCUCGCUGCAGAUCUUCAACAAAAAGGGUAUCGAAGUGCUGCUCCUCGACAACCAUUUGGAUGAGCCUUGCAUGCAGCGUCUCACUGAUUACGAUGGCAAGAAGCUUGUUUCGAUUCAGAAGGCUGAUGUGAAGCUCGAGGAAACCGAGGACGACAAGAAGCGUUUCUCAAAACUCCAGAAGAUGUACAAGCCGUUGACGAAGUGGUAUAAGGACAUCUUAACGAAGGCCUCUGAGAAGGACCCUCAAGCCAACUAUAACUACGGUGUGGAGAGUGUCAAAAUCUCCAAGCGUCUUGUUGAUGCUCCCUGUGUUGUCGUCUCGGAUCAGUUCGGGUACACGCCUCAGCAGGAGAGGGUGGUGAGAGCUCAGUCUUUCCAGGAUAAGACCCAACUUAAUAUGAUGAUCGGUCGUCGUACAUUAGAACUCAAUCCGGAUCAUCCGGUUAUCAAGGACCUCCUCGUGAAGGUUAACGAGGACAAGGCGGAUACAAACGCUGAAGACACUGCUGUUGUACUUUUCCAAGCGGCAAUGCUCGACUCUGGAUACGAGAUUCUCGAUCCUCAUACGCUCGUGAAGAAGGUGUACUCUCUCAUGAGUCAGUCGCUCGGCGUUGAUCCCAACACCCCUGUGGCCGAAGUGGAAGUACCCGAGGAUGAAGAGGAGGUCGAGGAGCCGCCAGCUGAGGAGGAAAGUGACGACUCUACAACUAUAGGAGAAGAGGAAGAACUCGAACCUGACAACGAAAUGUCGAAGGAGUCGGAGGAUGAAGAGUUGUAAGUUUGUGGAGAAUGAUAUGAGCGUGAUGUCACCCUUAUAAGUAAAGACCGUUUUGGGCAGGUGUAACUCUGUGCAUCAGGGU
This is a messenger RNA of Perkinsus marinus ATCC 50983, 2535 nucleotides long. RefSeq names its product Endoplasmin precursor, putative. Gene Ontology annotation, biological process: protein stabilization; protein folding; cellular response to heat. The record is from RefSeq and is a predicted model, not a curated record. The transcript has 21 exons. Gene Ontology annotation, cellular component: protein-containing complex; cytosol; plasma membrane. NCBI's taxonomy places the organism in Eukaryota, Perkinsozoa, Perkinsida, Perkinsidae. Gene Ontology annotation, molecular function: ATP binding; ATP hydrolysis activity; ATP-dependent protein folding chaperone. Bases 18 to 2453 code for a protein of 811 amino acids.